Aspergillus pseudotamarii is the source of this 453-nucleotide messenger RNA. Its product is annotated as ricin B lectin domain-containing protein. The transcript is spliced from 4 exons. The record is from RefSeq and is a predicted model, not a curated record. NCBI's taxonomy places the organism in Eukaryota, Fungi, Ascomycota, Eurotiomycetes, Eurotiales, Aspergillaceae. The coding region runs from base 1 to 453 and encodes 150 amino acids.
AUGAGUGACUUCACUGGGCCCAAUGUAUACACCAUAGUCGCCCGCCAUGUUGACAAGCGACUUGAUCUCGACAGCGGCAAGAAGGAAGAUGGCACCAAGCUGCAGCUCUAUAAGCCACUUGACAAUGACCAAUACGGUCCAAAUCAACGAUUUGUCUUCGCUCAUGCUGGCAAUGACGAGUACCUCAUCAUCAAUGUCAGGUCUGGCACGUAUCUCACGGCUUCCGAUGAUAGUAAACAAAUCACUGCGAAUCUCAUCUCUCCCCUCGAGAAACGUGUGCGCUGGAAGAUUGAGCCCGUCAAGGAUCGCAGUGGAGCCUACUUCAUUGUCAGUGUUGCAUUCCCCAGCAAGGUGAUCGACAUUUCCGGGGCGAAGACCGACGAUAGGACUGAAGCCCUCACCUACACCAAGAAUGGUACUCAACAUCAGCAAUUCUUUUUGAGAUCCGCUUAG